Fimicolochytrium jonesii is the source of this 2358-nucleotide messenger RNA. RefSeq lists its product as uncharacterized. The record is from RefSeq and is a predicted model, not a curated record. Lineage: Eukaryota; Fungi; Chytridiomycota; Chytridiomycetes; Spizellomycetales; Powellomycetaceae. Gene Ontology annotation, biological process: regulation of DNA-templated transcription. Gene Ontology annotation, molecular function: RNA polymerase II cis-regulatory region sequence-specific DNA binding; DNA-binding transcription factor activity, RNA polymerase II-specific. The coding region runs from base 164 to 2056 and encodes 630 amino acids. The transcript is spliced from 3 exons.
UGGCCACUCUGAUAGCCGUCAACCGCCAAGCUCCCGAUUGAAAGGGACCUGACUUUCGUCUCUCUUCCACCGACCUUCAGCAUCUUUGGUGCAUCGAAAGGUCGUCUACAUUUACGGUCUCUCCCUUUCGGCAGCACCCUCGUUGGGCUGCGAACUCUCUUUGAUGAGUCCAACUACCCUACGUCCGUCGCUAGCAAAUGUCCUUCAUCAGCGCAACGUUACGCCCGAGCUCCAUGGCGAGCUUUCGUCCUCCAAAAGACCUCUUCCUGUUUCGGAAGGCUCGCCGAUCGUGGCUCCAAUAACGUCCGCCAUCAGUCCUCAACCAGGCAAUCACGGCGACAAGCUCGAUAGUGUUCAAGACAUUCUGCGCAACGUCUCUGGUCCCAUGUCCCCCAUGGGAUUGAAGCCUUCGGCGGCGCCGGGUCAUCUGGCCGAAGCGCCAGCUGGCCCUGGUCCUCCGGUUCUUCUUCAUCCGACGGCAUACUCUGCUCACUUUCCAGCGUAUUCUCAAUUGCCCGGUCCUAUGGUGCACCGACGCUCUGAGCCAAUCUUGCCGACGGUGCAGCGCCCCGAAUACCAUGCUCACCAUCAUCCAAACCAUCCUCAAAACCAUCCUCAAAACCAUGGUCGAUAUCCGGGUCAGCUACCGGCUCAGGUUCACCAUCAUCCUCACUCGUAUCCUCAAUACCCGCCGCCCCAGAACGGGUUCCAUGGACCUCCAACAUCCACACCUUCAUCGGGUAUGAGGAGCCAUGAGCCUCCUAUCAUCACCCCUCCAUAUGUGAAUACAAACCACCCGCCUCGCGCUGUGGAGAACUAUUCACCCUACCCGGCGCCUCCCUACCAAUCCCCCCAGGCCCCCGCACAACACGGAUAUCCCGCGCACGCCGUUACCCCACUCAACAACCCCCCACCACCUUACUACCAUCACCCUCAUCCCCCAUGUUCGUGCGCGAACCAUCCUCAAGGGGGUCGUCAAGACUAUCCUUUCCCUCAGACGCGCGCAGGUGAAGGUGGCCAUCAAUGCGCCGUAACGGAUCACGAUCAGAAGAUGCAUGGAUAUUACCCUCGUCAUCCUGCCCCUCAUCACCCACCGGCUCAUCACGCCCCUCCCCAGUACCCACCUUCUGGGACGCCAGGCGUCUGGAGUGAUCCGGCGAGCGGGCCCGUUUGUCCGCCCCAAAAUGGCAGCGAAAGUCAACUCCCUUCUUCACACACUUACCAUCACCACCAUCAUCACCACCAUCACACGCCAUACUCUCGCGAUGCGCCGGGUGCUGGGCACUCUCAGCCGAUGAAUCCCAACAUUGUACCGAAUGGUGGGACUCCGUACCAUACGGACCGGAUUGGACCUGCACUUACCGCCAUAAGACCCUACCCCAAGCAUCACCCAUACUCUGACCCCCACUUUGGCGCGCAGAACCAUCCAUACGGCCAUCCUCAACAUCCGUAUGAUCAUCAACCCAGCUGGGCUCAAGGUGGCUACCCGCGACCUCCUUACGCGUCAGGACCACUACCCACCGGUUCUAUGGCUGCAUCGCAUAUGUCAACCGCUAGCGUGCCAGUUGGAGGGAUGGGGCAUUAUCCAUCGCAAACAGUCACUCCCCCUACUUCGGUGAUCGGUCAUCACUAUCUCACCGGACGUUCAGAGCCCACUACAUCCUCAAGCGGUUCCGGCAGCCGGGGCGGUUCCAACGCUUCCAACACCCGAGGUGGUUGCGGAUCCAACAGCAACCCAUCCCGCUCGCCGCAGAAGGACAUCAAAUCCGCUGACAUCAAGUCGCUCACUCCCACAAGCGAUGCAUGGCAGCAGCAGACAAAAGGCGCCGGCCAGAAGCGCUACAUUUGCACCGAGUGCCCGAAACGGUUCACCCGCCCGUCGUCGUUGAAGACGCAUUUGAACUCGCAUACGGGGCAAAAGCCGUUCUUGUGCCAUUGCGGGCGCAGCUUCAGUGUGUUAAGCAAUCUCAGGCGGCACGAGCGGAACGGCUGUUGUGGGGCGAAGGCGACCGGCGGGUCUCGAGCGUCAGUGUCAGCAUCAGCGUCAGCGUCUUAGGUUGGGAAUCCCGAACCACUUUCAUCUUUCAUCGCGCCUCUCAUUUCCCAAUGGGCGAGUGUCCCAUUUUUUCAUCCCCCAGUGCGUUUUUGUCCCUUCCGUUGUUUGGUUUUGCAACCUUACUCAUUUGGGAAUAUAUACCUGAGAUUUUUGCGGGAUCUUUUUCUGCAAAGUAUGUUUGUCUUAUGCCAUCAUAAUAUCAAACACUGCGGGUCGUAUCCGGGCCCAUCGUUUAGGUGAAUAUACUUAGCUCAUUCUUGUGUGGAAGUCAUACGAAUAUGAACGGUCGGCACAGUCUUUCC